CUCGGGGUCGUGGUGCCAGUCCUUCCCCUGCUGUGCAGUCGCCGCCCGGACAGGGACUGGGGAGCCGGGUUGGGGCAGAGGCGCGAGCCACGAGACUAGCGCCUGAGGUGCCCUGGAGGAGCCAUGGAAUUGAACAGCAAGAAGAAACUCCAUGCCCUGUCCCUGGCCGAGAAGAUCCAGGUCCUGGAACUCCUGGAUGAGUCUAAGAUGUCCCAGUCAGAGGUAGCUCGGCGUUUCCAGGUCUCCCAGCCACAAAUCUCACGCAUCUGCAAGAAUAAGGAGAAGCUGCUGGCAGACUGGUGCAGUGGUACAGCCAACAGGGAACGCAAGCGCAAACGGGAGUCCAAAUACAGUGGGAUCGAUGAGGCUCUGCUCUGCUGGUACCACAUCGCCCGGGCCAAGGCCUGGGACGUGACAGGACCCAUGCUUCUCCACAAAGCCAAGGAAUUGGCAGAUAUCAUGGGCCAGGAUUUCGUGCCCAGCAUUGGCUGGCUGGUCCGCUGGAAACGCCGAAACAAUGUAGGCUUUGGGGCUCGCCAUGUCCUUGCCCCUCCAUUCCCUCCCGAACCACCUCCCCCAGGGCUCACAUCUCAGGCCCAGCCGCCUCUUUCCCUUAAAGACUUCUCCCCAGAGGACAUUUUUGGUUGUGCCGAAGUGCCCUUGCUGUAUCGGGCAGUGCCUGGCAGAGCAGCUGCCUAUGAUCAGGUGCAGGUACUGCUGUGUGCCAACAGCAGUGGCACGGAGAAGCGGCGGGUAUUGGUUGGCGGGCUCCCCACCGCUCCAAGAUGCUUCUUUGGGGUCAGCAGUGAAGCGCUGCCUGCCUCCUACUACCCUGACCCAGGCAUCCCCUGGUCAAAAUGGUUGACGCAGUUUGACCAGGACAUGAGGCAGCAGGGCCGACAGGUAGCCUUGCUGCUGGCUGCCCGAGUGGUGGAGGAGAUGGCCGGCCUGCCUGGGUUCCACCACGUGAGGCUCCUGCCUCUGUCCGCCUCCAGCACCACACCUUCCCUGCCUGGCUCUGUAGUCUGGGCCUUUAAGGCCCACUACCGACACCGACUGCUGGGCAAGCUGGCUGCUGUCCAGAACGAGAAGGAUGGCACCUCGCUGGCGGAGGCGGGGGCCGGCAUCACGGUGCUGGACGCUCUGCACAUGGUGGCCGCUGCCUGGGCCAAGGUGCCUCCUCAGCUCAUCUUAAGCAGCUUCAUUCAGGAAGGGCUUGCUCCUGGUAAAAUGCCCCCAUUCCCAGACAAAGACUCUGAGAUGCCACCGGUCCCCAGGGGACUGAGCCGGGAAGAGUUUUCCCACUUCGUGGACCUGGAAGGCAAGGAGCCAGGGCCUGGAGUAUGCAAAGAAGAGAGGGGCACUGAUGGCGAGGAGGCGGGCAGGGAGGACGGCUUCGAGCCCUUGCCCACCAAGGCUGAUGCCCUGAGGGCCCUGGGCACCUUGAGGAGGUGGUUUGAGUGCAACGGCACCUCCCCGGAGCUCUUUGAAAAGUUCUACGACUGCGAGGCCGAGGUGGAGCGACUCUGCUGCCUGUGAGGCGCGGGCCCCACCAGAGCCCUUCUGCACUGUUUCCCAUGGAAACGCCUCUCCAGAAGGCAGAUCGGCUCUUUCCUGUGGAAAUACAGUGUGUGGAAGAGAGGAAUUGGGACUCCAGGUCUAAGUUCAGAGCCAAAGGGCUCAAGCCUGAGAAGAGGCUCCACAGGUGGGGCCUGGAGGUUGGGAGUCUGGGCUAUGUAGUUUCCAAACCCUGUAGAAUGUUCUAGAGCCUUGGGAAGGAGUUUGGGGAAGCUGAGACUUGGCAAGGUAGGACUUGGGCUUCAUAGACAGUGGCUCCAUCCCUUGAACACUGUGUUAAAACAGUUCUGCUUCGGGAAUAAAGUUUUUAACUAGAAAGAGGCCAGGGUGUGAUUGUUAUCGGAGGAGGAUAAAAUCUUUCAAUUCAAAUUUGAAAGACCAACUGCUGACAGUUGCCCCGGUGCAGCUGUGGGUGACUAGUUGGGCUCCUCCUCCCAGAGUUCCAGCAUCCAGGACUCUCAGGUGUGGACACUCCUCCUGGCCCAUCCUGGUAAGAAGUGAGGCUUGAGGACAGACAAAUCUAGAGGAUGGUCCCUGACAUUCUACAGCUUUGAUCGCUUUAAUCUCAGAUUUUGUGUGUUUGGGGUGGGGGUGGGAGGUAGGCCAGGGAUGCAAAAAGGAGACAGAACUUAAAAUAAUCAUUUAUUCAUUCAUUUUGGUAUUCAUUUGUUCAUUUCACAACAUCUCUUCAGCAAGGCCUCCUAUGUGACAAGAUUGCAGAGUGGAGUCACAAAGCCUUGUGCAAAGUGCUGUGGAGACUCUUGGCAGUGGUGAGCUUCGAGCUACACCUGGAGGGGCAGACAGGAAUGGGGAGGACGCUCCAGGUCAAGGGACAGCAGGCACAGAAGCCAACUGGGAGUGAGGGAGCACAUCAGAAUGUGGAAUGCAUGGGAAAUCGGGGUUCCAGGAGCCCCCAGGUAAACUGGGGCUCCAGUAGCAGAGCGACUAGCAACCCUGUCCUAGUGGGAGAUGUAGAGGCUGCACAUGGGUGUUUGCCUGUGGCUUUCAUGGGACACUUCACCUGGCGGACUGCCUAAUGCCUACUUUCUGACCGGUAACCAGGUGUCACUUACAUGGGAAAUUUGUUUAUCCUGGCAGAAGCCCUGUGGCUCUUGUCUCACCUAUGCCCAUUCAUGCCUGCCUGGUUAGAGCUCUGGCACUGCAAGCCAGAUCUUGUGUGCUCCCCAGUGUCCUGGGGGGAAAUCCGCCUGAAACCAUCAUGGUUCAUCAGGUACAGAAUUCAGGUGCAAAUUCAAUACACGCCACAAGAGGAAACGGGUUCAAAGGUUUAUUAUUUACAGAUGCUGGGCAGGGAAGGCAGUGAGUAGGAGGUCACUUCUCUGUCCCAACAUCACUUGAGGCAGGAAUGAAGAGACAGGCACAGUGGGAGGGGAGCCACUAGCGUAUACAAUGGGUCACUUUAUUUUUUAUUUUUGGUAAGAGAUGUGGUCUCUGGGUGUGGUGGCUCA
Messenger RNA from Sciurus carolinensis (gray squirrel), 3047 nucleotides. It is a transcript of the gene Tigd3, whose product is annotated as tigger transposable element derived 3. The coding region runs from base 124 to 1539 and encodes 471 amino acids. The record is from RefSeq and is a predicted model, not a curated record. The transcript is spliced from 2 exons. Gene Ontology annotation, cellular component: nucleus. Lineage: Eukaryota; Metazoa; Chordata; Mammalia; Rodentia; Sciuridae. Gene Ontology annotation, molecular function: DNA binding.